GUGAAGAGAGGAAGACAGUGAGAUAGUGAGAGGGACAGUGGAGGAAACGAAGCUGUGGCGGUGGCUGUGGUUGACCGGGGUUCGCGGAGGGGGCGCGGCGGCCGCCCCUGUAUGCGUCUCCAUCCCGACGGGCGCGCAUGGACGACCACCUCAGCCUCCUGCAAUCCCCUCCGCCGAGCGUAACCAAAACCCGGGGCGACACCCUGGUGAACCACGGAUACACCGAGACAGAGGCCGACGUGAUGACGGUGGUGGCGUGUGACAACAUGCUGGAGGAGUCGGCGGCUCUCCCGGGCCACCACUCUCUGGACCGCUAUGAACCGGACCACGAAUGCUGCGAGAGGGUGGUCAUCAACAUCUCGGGUUUACGCUUCGAGACGCAGCUCAAGACCCUCUCCCAGUUUCCAGAGACCCUGCUGGGCGACCCAAAGAAGAGGAUGAGGUACUUUGAUCCUCUCAGGAACGAAUACUUUUUCGAUCGGAACCGACCAAGUUUUGAUGCUAUUCUAUAUUACUACCAGUCCGGUGGGCGCAUUAGAAGACCUGUCAAUGUGCCCAUUGAUAUUUUUUCCGAGGAGAUCCGGUUUUACGAGCUGGGAGAGGAGGCUAUGGAGAAGUUCAGGGAGGAUGAGGGCUUCAUAAAGGAGGAGGAGCGGCCCCUGCCAGAGAAUGAGUUUCAAAGACAGGUGUGGCUGCUCUUUGAAUACCCAGAGAGCUCGGGUCCCGCCCGGGGCAUAGCGAUAGUGUCUGUGCUGGUCAUCCUCAUCUCCAUUGUCAUAUUCUGCUUAGAGACAUUGCCAGAGUUCAGGGAUGAGAACAGGGAUCCGAUCACCGUUGCGCCCGUGAUAAAUGGCACACUCCCGUAUCUCACCAGCCCCUUCUCAGACCCAUUCUUCGUGGUGGAGACGUUGUGCAUUAUCUGGUUCUCAUUCGAGCUGCUGGUGCGCUUCUUUGCAUGCCCGAGCAAGGCCACGUUCUCCAAAAACAUAAUGAACAUCAUUGACAUUGUGGCCAUCAUUCCAUAUUUCAUCACCCUGGGCACAGAGCUAGCAGAGAGGCAGGGCAACGGCCAGCAGGCCAUGUCAUUGGCCAUCCUGCGCGUGAUCAGGCUCGUCCGGGUAUUCCGCAUCUUCAAACUCUCACGUCACUCCAAGGGGUUACAGAUUCUGGGACAAACUCUGAAGGCCAGUAUGCGUGAGCUGGGCCUGCUCAUCUUCUUCCUGUUCAUCGGAGUCAUCCUCUUCUCUAGCGCCGUCUACUUUGCUGAAGCCGACGACCCUGAUUCGGGUUUCAACAGCAUACCUGACGCAUUCUGGUGGGCUGUUGUCACAAUGACCACCGUGGGCUAUGGGGACAUGCACCCCGUGACAAUCGGGGGGAAAAUUGUUGGCUCUCUGUGCGCCAUUGCCGGUGUGUUGACCAUUGCCCUCCCUGUACCUGUCAUUGUCUCCAACUUCAACUACUUCUACCACAGAGAGACGGAGGGUGAGGAGCAGGCACAGUACCUGCACGUGGGCAGUUGUCAGCCUUUGGCAGACACAGAGGAGCUGAGGAAGACCCGUUCCUCUUCCUCACUGAGCAAGAGCGAGUAUAUGGUGAUAGAGGAGCACGGGAUCAACAGCGCCUUCAAACAGCAGCCAAACUUCCCCACCACCACGCAAAACAACUCGCAGAAUUGUGUGAACAUCAACAAAAAGAUUUUCACCGAUGUGUAGCCUAUUUAGUGCUGUGGCCCUGAACACAAGAGGGUGUGUGAUGUGUCAACAUGCAGCUGGUACUGUCAUUACGCACCAGUGUGGAAGCAGCGGUAGAUCAGAGAAAGAAAGAAGAGAGAGCUAACCCUGUCUGUUCAGAGAUGCUGUGUUAUGCUCCAUUCAAAGAAUCAGAAUUUGUCAUUUCAGUGCUCUGAAUUCAUAAUUCUUUAUGGUUCCAUUCGCGCUUGGAGAGAGAGAGAGCUCUCAUAAAGUUAUAGGCCUGUUCUUCUCUGGGCGACUUUUUCUGCUAUUCCGGGGGAAUAUACCUGUUGUGUAUUGUGCAAUAGCCAUUACAUUAUCACAACAGGCAUAAAUAGAAGCUUUUUAACUGUGAAAGAUAAAUGCAACUGUAUUACUCGAAGGGCACUCACAUUGUAUUAACAUGCGUUAUGAGUCGUGAUUCGUCAAUCAUAGCCUAUGCAUGAUAUUCAGAUUCAUUUAAAUAUGUGUGUGUGUUUAAACACAUGUAAUGUCUGAAGAACACAGUUCAGCUUAUAUUAUCUCAAUUUGACCGUUAUGUGCUUUGCCUUUAUUGUGCGUUUAAAGUCUAGUCAAAAAUGCUACAGUCUUUAAAGAAAUAAUCCCCUAUAAUUUAUUGAUAUGAACUAUCCUAGUAGGCUAUUAUUGCGUAAAUGGCACAACGAAAACACAGGAGACAGCCGAUUGUCAGUGUCUCAUUAUCGGUGCAAGACUCACGCGUGAGAGAGGAAAGGAAACACACAUAUUUUCUCUCUCACGCACACAUACGGCGAUCAAAGAUGGAGCGUGCUUCUCUUUGGAUGCCUCAAAUAUCACCCGCUGUGAUGCAGUCUCCAUGGCGACGGUCGUUUCCUCGGUAACCCCAGUCACCGUUGCCAUGGCAUCCCUGUUUCCACAGUAACCUUCCAGAUGGCUUGGAAGCUAUAUUGAAGAUUCUCAUCUAAAAGGCUCGUCUUCGGUGUCUAAUAAGACUGCUUUUUCAUCACGCUGUGCGUGCGUAAAAUGUCGGACCAAGCAUACCCAGUGCAACUACUGUUAACCAACAAACCUACUCAGCAAGUUUGUCAGUGACUUUGACAUUGGCGUAAGAGCAGAUUUUGAGGACGGAAGUCUCUUUUCAAACUGUCAUCAUGAACUGCCCCCCAAACCAACCAGGCAGACCCUGAGCAGAGAGGUGCCAUGAAAGACCUGGGAAGGAAGGAGGCAGCGCGCGAGGAAUUAUGAAUGGACUGGGAGUACGACGUGCCUGGUUGUCCUGGGUGCGCUACCUUGGCCGCUCAGCAGAGGCUGCUGUUCUCCCACGAAUGGAGCUGGUAUAGGUGCUUGAAUUGUUAGCUUAGACCUCCCCCGACGACAGACAAUUAGACUGCCCCCCAUUUAGGGGCGUAGUGACUCUGGUCUUCCUGUCGGGGCCAGACAGGCCAAAGAUGAAAACUGAAACAUGACCCCCUUUGGAUCAAUUCCUUCGCCCUGCCCUCCUCCUUAACCCCUACACUUCCUGCCUGACUGUGUGCCCUCCAACCCAGGACUUGCGAUGAAUGAAUGGUGCAUUGUCCGGGGCAUCCUAGCACCUCUCCUCUCCGGUGGACCACCACUCAGAAAACCCCCAAAACAUCAAACUGCAACUGCAACAGUGAGAGAAGCUAAAAGAAUAAUGUAUUCCACAUGCAGUUUUAUCCAGCUGCAGUUUUGCGACGGCCUCCGUUCUGGAGUAAACACGCUACCAACUACAACUGGAACUAUCACAAGAGCAAAAGGAUGUGAUUCAGACAGUGACAAGACAGGGAACUGUGUGAUGGAUUGUAUCAGAGCUCCACAUUGUUCUCUGUGGGAAAUUUCAAAAGGACAGAUUUGGGAAACAACAACCAGCUUCACAAAGCACACUCUGUUCCUAAAACUCAAAGGGAUUUUUAGCCUCUGUCGUCAUGUUUCUGGAAAGUGCUAUAGAAUGCAGACUAUCACUGGCAAACACAGCUUAUGCUUCGAGUCAGAAGCGGCCAUAGUUGAGGCCAACAGUGAAUUGCUAAUAUGAAAUUGUGAUACAAAAAUCAAGGACUGUUAGCCAUAUGCCUUUGUUAGCUCUGUGUGCUCUGUAUCGCUAAUAUGUGAAACACACUCAUAUGCUGGUUGCUGAGAUUCCCCUGAUCCACAUAUGCAGAAUAAUACAUUGGCACACAUGUAACAAAACACACACACAUACACACACAUAUGCACACACAUGCACACAUGCACACACAUACACUUAUGACAGGCUUUGUUUUGUCCCAUGGUGCAUAGGUGUUAUUUGGAAAGGUGCAGAAUGUGUCAGGGGAAGGUUGUGUAUGCCAGUAUUUGUUAUGUGUUAUUGCGUUGUGCUGUCUU
This is a messenger RNA of Myripristis murdjan (pinecone soldierfish), 4094 nucleotides long. RefSeq names its product potassium voltage-gated channel subfamily A member 3. Gene Ontology annotation, biological process: potassium ion transmembrane transport; action potential; protein homooligomerization. Lineage: Eukaryota; Metazoa; Chordata; Actinopteri; Holocentriformes; Holocentridae. Gene Ontology annotation, molecular function: protein binding; delayed rectifier potassium channel activity. The record is from RefSeq and is a predicted model, not a curated record. The transcript has 3 exons. Gene Ontology annotation, cellular component: voltage-gated potassium channel complex; membrane. The coding region runs from base 138 to 1715 and encodes 525 amino acids.